CAAAGGAAUACCGGUAAGUUGAUGGAAACACUGGAGGAGUUUGUGAGAGAGAGAGCUAAGAGGCCAAAGAGUCCGGAGAGGAAAGAGCUUCCUCCUCCGCCUAAAGAGGAAGAGCCUGCACCAGAUAUGAAUGAAACAAAAGCCCUACCUGCUCCAGAAAGCUACACUCCGCCGCCACCGCCACCACCAGAGCCAGAACCCAUUAAACCCCCGGAGCUGCAGGAGGAUUUAGUGAACUUGAAGGAUGAUGAUGUCACAACUGAUGAUCAGGGCAACAAACUGGCUUUGGCUUUAUUUAAUGGCCCGGCUAAUAACGGUAAUGGAUCUUGGGAAGCUUUCCCAUCGAACGGUCCCGAAGUGACAUCGGCUUGGCAAAACCCUGGUACUGAGCCAGGGAAGGAAGAUUGGGAGUUGGCUUCGGUUGAGACAGCUAGUAAUUUAUCCAGGCAGAAGACGGCUUUAGGUGGUGGCCUCGAUCCAUUAUUGAUGAAUGGCAUGUAUGAUCAGGGAAUGGUAAGGUAACAUGUUAGUAUUGAUCAAUUGAGUGGGGGUAGUGCGAGUAGUGUGGCAUUGCUAGGCCAGGGGGGGAAGACCACUACACAAGUUUUAGCCCUUUCGGCACCCGAUGGAACAGGUCAGAACGUCAAUCAGGACCCGUUUGCCGCAUCUUUGAGCGUUCCUCCUCCUUACGUACAAAUGGCCGACAUGGAGAAGAAACAUUUGCUUGUCCAGGAGCAGCAAGUAUGGCAGCAAUAUUCAAAGGAUGGGAUGCAAGGUCAAGCUAAUUUGGCCAAAAUCAGUAACCCCGGAUACUACGGAACUGGACCUGUGCCAGUGAUGCCUUAUGGAAUGGGACCACCAGCCGGGUACUACUAAUUGAUUUCUCCACAUAUAAAAUAGAUAACAUUUCUUUGCCUACCUUUUGUUAAUGCUUUCUGGUUUUCACUUUUUAUUAUUGUUUCUCCUGUGAUGAUAUAUUGUUCUGCAAUAUGUUCACAAAACACUUACUCAUUGUGGGGAUUUUGUAUGUGCUCAUGAUCCGGUUGCGAUGUCUCUUUGUGCUUUGUAAUAUUAGAAUUUUAUUUACUUUCUUGUGUU
This is a messenger RNA of Hibiscus syriacus, 1098 nucleotides long. Its product is annotated as putative clathrin assembly protein At2g25430. Gene Ontology annotation, biological process: vesicle budding from membrane; clathrin coat assembly; clathrin-dependent endocytosis. NCBI's taxonomy places the organism in Eukaryota, Viridiplantae, Streptophyta, Magnoliopsida, Malvales, Malvaceae. The transcript has a single exon. Gene Ontology annotation, molecular function: SNARE binding; 1-phosphatidylinositol binding; phosphatidylinositol-4,5-bisphosphate binding. Bases 22 to 522 code for a protein of 166 amino acids. Gene Ontology annotation, cellular component: clathrin-coated pit; clathrin-coated vesicle. The record is from RefSeq and is a predicted model, not a curated record.